Molecule: messenger RNA, 1532 nt
Organism: Lingula anatina
Lineage: Eukaryota; Metazoa; Brachiopoda; Lingulata; Lingulida; Lingulidae
Product: phospholipase A and acyltransferase 3
Biological process (GO): N-acylphosphatidylethanolamine metabolic process
Cellular component (GO): cytoplasm
Molecular function (GO): A2-type glycerophospholipase activity; glycerophospholipid phospholipase A1 activity
Source: RefSeq, a predicted model, not a curated record
CAGUGGCGGAUUUAAAGGGGGUCAGGAGGGUCCUUCUAAGUCCGCCACUUAGAGCUUUGACCUGGUUUGGAAUUUAUAGGCAAACGUUACCGAUGACGUCAGAGCUAAAAAUAGUGCAGGGAAAUUCACAAGAUGGCUGACCAACGUUGAAGUCAGGCACUCGAACUACUUAUCAAAUUAUGUUUUUUCCAGCAGCUGUGGUAUUUCCCGCUGCUUUCAUGACAUUGUUAUUAAGUGGUAUAUAACUUCCUGAAUUGAAGGACAUCUUUAGUAACGGGAAGUAAGCAAGACCGUUCUCCGCAGCCUGUAAGCUGAUCGAUAGAAAAUUUUGGAUCAGAAGCUGUUGCUACAGUAACCGAGGACAGGUGAAAUAUGGAAGUUGUGCGACGCCAUAACCAGACAGUGUUAGAUUCCCUUGAGCCGGGAGACAUGAUAGAGUUUCACAGGCCGAUGUACUCCCACUGGGCCGUUUAUAUAGGUGAUGAGCAAGUGGUUCACCUUACUGGAGAAAAUGAUGGAAUUAAAGAUGGCAAAGGGGAUCCAGGGAAGUUCUGCAGCCCCUGUGGUGUACAAUUAAAGAAGGCUUUUGUUCGAGUUUCUCUCUUCUGGGAUGUGGCAGGGGAGAGUAAGGCUGUCAAAAACAAUGGAAAAGACCGCAAACACAGACCUUCUGGGUGUGAGGAGAUUGUGGAGAGGGCUCUGUCAAAGCUGGGAGAGAUCGGCUACAAUGUCCUCUGGAAAAACUGUGAACAUUUUGCAGCCUGGUGUAGAUAUGGAGUGGAGUGGAGUGAACAGGUAGACACUUUUUUGACAGGUGCUUGGGUUUUCUCUGCAGUUGUGGCAGGCAUUGCUAUACUGAUUGGCUUUGGGAGACAGAAGUACAAGCAGGGGAACAAGACAUGAUUCCAGAGAGCAAACACAUUUUGAUACUCAUGGCAGAUGAGAUCUGAUUCAGAAAGGAUAGGAUAUUGCUUCAUUUUAAUUGUUCACAAAUUUGAUUAAGUUAUAGUGACCCUGAUAACAAGGUCAGCAAAGAAAGCGUACUGCUUCAGCACCUGUUGCACCGAGCUUGUGACCACUAAGGGAACGAAUUUUGGCCCACUUUCACAAAAAAUCAACAAAUGAAAAGGCUGAAACAAAUGAUUAAUUUAUCAAUAUAUCAUAUGUAAUAUAUCAAUAAUAUAUCACUUAAUUAUAUCAAAAUGCUAUAUAUAAUAUAUCAAUAAUGUAUUGUUUAAUAAUGUCAGUAUAUAAUAUAUCAAUAACAUAUCAUUUAAAGGCCAUAAACAGUGAUGUAUGGAUCUGAUGUUGACUAAAAUGUCAAAGCCCGACUUUGAAGGGGAAAAGGGCAACAGCUCUUGACUAUAAUGCAAUACCGGGCAGUGCAAUUUUGUAGAAGUGAGAAAGUUAUAUUUGAUAAAAAUAAUUAGAUUUGAUAACAUUAUAUUUUGAAAGUGUCGAGUUUUUCAAUAACAUAUUGAGGAAGGAACGAAUAAAUCACUGAGCGAACAUAAUACGCCAGUAUGCAUUAA